ACGCCCUCGACUGAGGAUACCACCAAGGCGUUUCGGACACCUAGCGAUAUGCUUGAUUAUGCCACACGAAACUGGCAUUCGAAUCAUGUCACAUUGUCUCUUCAAGAACCAUCCAUUCUGUCGGGAUUUCUCGUCCGACCGUUCUUUGUGGUUAUUAGAGUAGACGCGCCUGUGUUACUCCGCUGGGACCGAGAACGAUCGAAACGGCCGAAUAGACUCCUGACGCUCGAAGAGUUUCUUAAAGAGAACGAUCGUAUCUAUAUGCAGCUUCAGGACCAUCAUACAUUCGGGCAUGGCUCGAUCUUGAUUAACAAUUCAUUUGAUGAUGUACACGGGUUACGACAACACUUGGAAUCAUUGGACCUCUUAGAUCCCGAAAGGCUGCGACCAGGCUGGGACUCGUACUUUAUGACACUCACAGAACUUGCCUCUCAACGAUCCAAUUGCAUGAAGCGUCGGGUUGGUGCCAUCCUCGUCCGGAAUCGAAGGAUAUUGGCUACUGGGUAUAAUGGGACUCCUAGAAACCUUACAAACUGCAAUGAAGGGGGUUGCGCCCGCUGUAACGGCGGGAACAAUGCAGCUAGUGGUGACGAAUGUUUAUGCCUUCAUGCGGAAGAGAACGCUUUGCUGGAGGCAGGGCGGGAAAGAGUGGGCUCUGGCGCUGUCCUCUACUGCAAUACUUGUCCAUGCCUGAGGUGCUCCAUCAAGAUCGUUCAGACAGGAGUUCAAGAAGUUGUGUAUAACCUCGCGUACAGGAUGGACACAGCGACUGCUCGUGUAUUUGAAGAGGCCCAAGUUACUCUUCGGCAAUUCUCUCCUGACAAACCGUGCAUUACAUGAUCCCAUAGCCUGGUUGAGUUGGUCACUACCUGCGAAUUUCGAGUUGGGUAUCUGUGAUGGUUCUGAUCGUAUGCCGCACCCUUGAAGCGUAAUGUCGUAGGGAUCAAGUUUGUCUUUCUGAAAUGAAAUCGUUACUCUAUUCAAUCCACGAUCUCCACCUCUCGAUUCGUUUAUAAAUUCGGCUGAGUGCCCUGAAUCAGCGUCACCCAACCCUCUUGUCGACUUCGCUGUUGC
Molecule: messenger RNA, 1074 nt
Organism: Cantharellus anzutake
Lineage: Eukaryota; Fungi; Basidiomycota; Agaricomycetes; Cantharellales; Hydnaceae
Product: cytidine deaminase-like protein
Exons: 7
Coding region: 49-840 (263 amino acids)
Molecular function (GO): zinc ion binding; hydrolase activity
Source: RefSeq, a predicted model, not a curated record